Messenger RNA from Triticum dicoccoides, 568 nucleotides. RefSeq lists its product as uncharacterized. The coding region runs from base 28 to 423 and encodes 131 amino acids. Lineage: Eukaryota; Viridiplantae; Streptophyta; Magnoliopsida; Poales; Poaceae. The record is from RefSeq and is a predicted model, not a curated record. The transcript has 4 exons.
AAGGGGAAUGUGGAGCCGAAGCUGCCUAUGGAAACACUGAAUACUGUGAAGAGGAAAAGGAAAUCAAGUGAUGUCCAAAAUGCCGAGUCUCGCACUGCUUCGAAAGGGAAGGACAAGGUACCGACGAUCAUCACGGGUGAGUCUGCGCCGAAGUCUCGUGUGCGCGAUUCCACUACACAUCCGCAACAGAAGGAGAAGAAUGGAGGCAAAAAUGGUGCUAAGAUGAUGAAGGUGGUGGAGGAAGCAGAAGGGAUUGCGUUGAAGGAGCUGCCUAUGGAAACACUGAAUAUUGUGAAGAGAAAAAGGAAAUCAAGUGAUGUACAAAAUGCCGAUUCCCACACUACUUCGACUGACAACAGAAAGCCACAACUUCAGAGAUCUGCUCGACUUAUGCUCAGUCCGCCUGAAAAUGAUCAUAAGUAGGCUAUAGAGUAACGUCUCUUUUUGGAGAAUCAAAAUAGAUUGCUUCAUUCCAAAAAAAUCCUUUUAACUUGUUGUUUGGAAUUGUUCGAAUACAUACAAUGGAUAUGUUGGUUCUCGGAUUUUACAAGCACCUAGUUAGACCAUC